Molecule: messenger RNA, 522 nt
Organism: Angiostrongylus costaricensis
Lineage: Eukaryota; Metazoa; Nematoda; Chromadorea; Rhabditida; Metastrongylidae
Source: the annotation of a GenBank genome assembly
AUGAGAGUGCACCAUGUCCACCACGUCAUUUCUGGUGCCGUGAGGAGCAGUCGCGUGAAGGAUUUUCAGAAUGAGAACCGACUUGCAUUCCGUUGUCGUCGGCUGCCUUCGUGGAUUCAAGGCUACAUUAAGAGUCCUUAUGUAAAUCAACUGUAUGUGGCAAACGUCGCACGUCAGCGUGCUGCUGCCGAUGAGAACAAGCUUCGUGAGGACGCUCAACGGCAGAGAGUGAAAAGGCUGUUGGAGCAAAUCCCAGCCGACGAAUUCCAUUCAGAUAUGAGGAGUAGUGAAUGUGCCAUAUGUAUGGUGGAUUUCGAGUGUGGGGAGAAGGUUCGGUUUCUGCCAUGUAUGCACUCCUUCCAUCAAACCUGUGUGGAUGAUUGGUUGAUGAGGUCUUUCACGUGUCCGUCCUGCCUCGAGCCAGUAGACUCGACGAUUCUCUCUUCGCUUACUGCACAUACACAGCAGUCUUUUCGGGACCUAGCUUGUUCUCCUGCAAUUCAUGGAAAACCUUUAAGCUGA